Molecule: messenger RNA, 4686 nt
Organism: Solenopsis invicta (red fire ant)
Lineage: Eukaryota; Metazoa; Arthropoda; Insecta; Hymenoptera; Formicidae
Gene: THADA
Product: thyroid adenoma-associated protein
Exons: 14
Coding region: 830-4612 (1260 amino acids)
Biological process (GO): tRNA methylation
Cellular component (GO): cytosol
Source: RefSeq, a predicted model, not a curated record
GCGUCGCAGCACGUGUCAAUUUGCAUUUUCGUCGUCCCGUACGAGUGUUUGACUCGAGCGAGUGUUUCGAGAGUGUCGUGGAGUAUUGAAAGUGAGGUGAAGCGUUGAACGUUCGUGCCAACAUCCGUCGUGUCGGAUACGAUGCAUGGUGCGAAGACUGCGAAGUCGUAUCGCGUUCAGUCGUGUUUCAUGUCUUCUUCGUUGCCUUGUAUCUCGAGAUUCUCGGAUUUCCGUGACGCGCGUGAGUACCGGGACUGCCGAAAACGAAGGGCCACGCGUUCGUGCCAAGUGUGAAUCAAGACGAAUCGUCGUGAGGAUCUUUUGACUCUCGAAUGUUCGAGAGCUACGACCGAGGAGUUGGACGUAGCAAUCAGCGGCGAACGGUGAGUCAAUUUGUACUUGUGUCUACCGUUUAUUCGUCCGUACUCUUCGGUAUUCGCGCCUCGUUCUCAUUGCGUUCGCAUAAAUUAAUUAUCGUCGAUACAGUGCGACGAAUCGGUCAAUCGCGCGAAAGCGGUUAGGGCAAGAAUGAUUUGAAGUCCGUGUACGCGCACUUGGCGCUACCUUCGCCAGGUGUACCAACAGUCGCGAUUGACGUGCUUUUCGAUGUCGAUAAACGUGUCAAGAAGUAAAUACAAGUCUCCAAACACGUGAACGGAUGAAUCGCACGUUGCUGUGAUAGCACAGCUUUAGCAAUCGAUUAUUAUGAACGAAAAUGAACUCCGUGCGCUGCUGAGCAGCUUGCGAGCAUCGAAGCAAAAGGGCGAACUGGACACUGACGAGAAACUCGCGCAACAGACUGUCAAAUGGCGAAAUAUCUUGGAGUACAAUGUUUUGGAAACGUGCGCCAGACAUUACAGCGAAGAGACUGGAGAUGCUGGCACUCUUGGUGGAAUCGAGAAAAAGCACGUUGCGCUUUACUCGUAUGGAACUUGACAUGAUACUAUUAUUUUUGAACUAUAAUUUAUGUGAGAAAAUGGAAUAUGUGCCCCUUGUUAAAAAGGCUUUGAAACGAUUGAAAGAUAGUCUGGCUGUUAUGCAGAGACAAUUGUCCCAGGAACUAAAAAUGAGAAGUCACUUUACAGAACAAGGUAUUGCUUCGGAAAUGUAUGAAAACACCUUGACUUUAUCUUAUCAAACAUCUGAACAAAUUGAACAGGAUAUGAAAAAUUAUGUCAUGUUUUUUGUGAACUUGCGUCAAAUUUGUGUGAGCAAUUUGUACCCAGAUGCAACGUAUGGUCGCAGACGUUCCAGCUUGCAGAUACUUUUACUGACACAAGAUCUCUUACAUAAUGAAUUCCAAGAUAUUAAAUGGGAGAAGGAGCAAGCUGAGACAAUAUUCCAAUGUUUACUGCUAGAUACAUAUGAGCCGAAUAAGGAAAUGGCAUAUCAGAUAAUAAAGCCAAUGAGUCCAGCAUUAUUACUCCUAGAUUUAGAAUCCCAGAUUCGAUUAAUUAUUGAAGUUGCUCUUAAAUUGGGUAACAGUAUACGACCUAUAGAUAGCUCUACAGCUGCUUACAUGUUAAAAAUAUCCAAGUUAUCCCCUGUUAUAAAAAAUGUACUUGAUGAUUAUUGCAGUAUGAAUGAGGACAUUACUGAAGCAAUAACACUGCAAUUGGUAUUGCUAUUGUACAGAAAAUUACAAGAAGCAUUAUCCUUAGCAAAAAAGAACGUAGGAAUGGCAAUUGUUAAAAAUUCUUUAUAUGGAUAUUUAUUCUGCAUGAGAAGCUUGCUUUCAGACUGUGACUUGAGAGACACAGGAGCAAGCAAAUUAUGGCAGAGUACAAUAGCUAAUAUUGUAUUAUUGUGCUUUGAAUUGAAUCAUGCUGUUUCUGUGGUGGUAAAUAAUUCCUCCCCAGAAGGACAUUUGCCAAUGGACUUGAAGACGCUAAAUUUAGACGAUGCAUCAUUUCCUGAGAAGGAUAUUAUAACGCCACAAAUGGUGCUACUUUGUUCUUGGCGUACUGUUAAAGAAGUUAGUCAAUUAUUUGGUCUAUUCGCUUCCAAGGCAUCAAUACAAACUGAUGAAUCUCUAGAGGGACUAUUAACAGAGGAACAAAUUGAGCACAUAAUGAAACAUUUAGUCUCAUUAUUGUGCGAGACGAAACACAGAGGCGCGUUUGAACAAGCGUAUGUUGGUUUUCAUCAAUUAUGCACACGAUUAUGGCGAUUAACAAACACGACUUUAAAUGCGCUCCCUAUGCAUUGGUUGCACGAUAUCUUGGUUGGCAUUACAGGUUUAAUGCCAGGAUAUACGAAAUUAUGUGCGACAAGAAGAAGUGCGGGUGUUCCGUUUAUGAUACAGGCAGUGUUAUCAUCGGAACCAAAAAUUCAUACUAAUUCAGAAAGCUCGGCGUUUCACUCAGUUAUGAAAAUUUUAUUACAAUUCUCGCAGCUUGAGAGUACAAUUAAUUUAUGGCAGAAAGUAAAGAGCAUAAUGUACCAAAAUACAAUAUUUGCCAAGUAUGAGCAUUUAGCCGAACCACUAAUAGAAAAUAGAAACGAGUAUCAUUAUAGGGAAAUUAAACUUGACAUGACCGAGAUAAAAACUCAUUCCAUGAAUAUUCUCAGAGCUUUGUUCAGACAUUCUCAACUCGGAGACAUGGUUAAGAAUUAUAUUGCGGAUGGUUUAAUGGUUGCCUUUAGAAAUUAUGAAAGUGGAACAUGGGCAGAACGUAAUGCCGCCACGUUAUUGUUUAGCGCACUUAUAAUUCGAAUUUUUGGUGUUCAAAGAACCAAGGAUCACAUUAACUUGACGACGGAUAACAAAAUGACAGGGAGAAUAUUUUUCGAAAGAUAUCCCAGUCUGCUGUCCUUUAUUUUGAAUGAAUUGCAAACAUUUGUAUUGACCAACGGUGCCAUAAUAAAAUCCAACGUGCAUGCAAUUUUAUUGCUGUUAUCACGAUUGUAUAUUAAUUAUCAUUUUGAUGGUACUGACAUUGCUUGGAAGAUAAAUGAAUUUGUUAGUUUGGUAUCACAAUGUGCUAAAAGCCCUGUACAUAAAACGCGUGAACUUGCAGCUAGAGCACUGGUGCCAUUACUAACGGAGAAUACAGCCUAUAAUGUUGUGAAAAAGUUAUUUCUCGUUUUAUGUAUGGCACGAGAUACCCGGAUCUCGACAAACCUCACGCAUGGCUAUUUGCUACAGGUAUUAGAAAUCUUGACGAGAUUGCCAUCCGUCCAUGUACAGCUAUUAAAAUCUGACGUCACAAAUUUUUUACGCGCUACGAAUUGGAUACUGAAAGAAUUGGAGAAAAAUGCCAAUGGAUUCAGUUGCUUUCCUAUUGCUAGUAUAUACAUUGACAUUCUUCGUAAAUUACAUAACUUAGACAAAAAUAUGAUUGAAUGUUGUAAUAUGAAAGAUAUAUUGCAUAUGCUGCAGCAGCACUUAGUCGAGAAAGAUUUAUUAAGAGAAGGACCAGGUGAACAAAUGUACAAAGUGUCUGUAAUCAAAUUCAUACUUUGCGUGGAGAGAUAUUCAAAUUUCUUACAAACGGUGCACGAUGAGAACAGUAAUGCGUUCAAGAUUUAUUCGCGACUUUUGAUUGUACCAGAAGCAGAAGUACAGUAUAUUGCUUGGACUACCGUUUCCGAAGUACUAAAAAAGGAAUCUUAUCAGCAAAGAAAAUUAUUGAGUACUUACAUUAUUCGUGCAGCUGCCGAUUUUGCCAAAGAUUUAUAUAAAUAUAAUCCUAAAUUGCAAGAUGCGAUCUUCGAUUUUUUAUAUAACAGCCUGAUGGACAAAAACGAAUGUUGUUUCAUUGACAAACGUGAAAUUUGUAACUUGGUUUUCAGAGAAAUACAUCUAUGUGACGUAAACAAUAUCUAUUCUCAACGUGUUAAUUAUUUGAGAUUGCUAGGGAAAUGCAUGACGACAUUGACUCACGAAUUAAAGGAUGAAGAACUUAGGAUGAAAUACAUAGAAGACGUCUAUAGAAAAGUCUGUGACAAUAAUUGGAUUGGUUCAUUAUGCAAAGAUUUCAGAUUAUCAGUUUUUGAUAUAUUGCACGAACUUUUUGAGAAAAACAUCAAUAUCGGACAUUGCCAUUUCGUAUUGGAUUGGUGGACGAUGUUGUUACAAUUAUUAAUCGACGAUAGCGCGAAUGUUCGGCGUGAUGCGUCCAAGCUGAUUUGCAAACUCAAACGGUGUAACGAAUUAGAAUGUCUCGAGAAAACAUUAUCGGAAUUCUUCCAGAUCUUCAGCGAAAUGAUCGCUGAUAAUUACCCUGGAAUAGCACUUUGUGUCCUUUUCUGCUGGAGCGUCGCGUUGCUGGGAGAUACAGAUUAUGAAAUGGACGAAACUGAUGUGUUCAACAAAUGUAGAAAUUACGAUGUCUUCGAACCCGUGAAGAUAUCAAAAUUGUGCUUCGAUUUAAUACAAUCGAUAAGACAACGCUAUUCUAUUGAUAGUGCGUUACCACCUGAUGCUGUGAGAUGGAUAAAUUAUCGUUUAGGUACCGAUUUUCCUUUAUUAUCGUCUUUUAAAGAAAUCGUACAUAAUUAUAGGAACAAUCUUCCAAUACUUGAAAAAAAAUUGGAAGAAAUUUUGGAUCCUACAUAUAGGGACAAAUUAUUACAAGUUCUAGCAUAUGAAAAAUAUAUGUCGUUAUAGUGUCAGAUGAUAAUCUGUCACAUAAUCGUAUUUAAUUUUACAUAUUACAAAUAAAUAUAUACAUUUGAUGAAAA